AUGAACGCAGACUGCUUCAGAUCGCCUGGACACGAAUCGCCCUUCCUACCGUUGGCGGUACCGGAAAUCGUCUGGUUGCCGUUAGCUGUCGUCGGAAAUCGCCUGGUUGCCGUUAGCACUCGUCGGAAAUCGCCUCAGAUAGAGCUCUCACUUCUCACUAGAUGCAAAGUGAAUUCGCCACCGGAGUCAUCCCUAUUUAUAGGGGGGAAGUUUGACAACGGUACUCCUCGAAAACCAAACGGCGCAUUAAUGCGCCGCGCACCAUCAUUACUUUCGCCACAUGUCGCUCAUCCUAUGGGGAGCAGACGGCACGCGAGGCGAGGAAGUCGAAGCGCUCAGAUGUCCCUUCACCCGUCAGCUCGACGCGACCUUCUGACUUCGCCAACGUCGGCCUCUGAACUGAGGAUGCCGGAAGGAACAAAGGUUGGCCCCUUCCCCAGGCGGGGUUACCGAACGCCAAUGAAUAUCGAACACGUGGCUAAACCAGGGCCAGGUGUGCCUUCGGCACCCCUCUUCAGUAACAAACCUACCGAUCGAAACAAUAGGGCAACCUCAUCGUCUCUGACACGUGGCAGCCUCACAACUGAUGCCCAGAGUCCCACAUCGAAACUCUAA
Molecule: messenger RNA, 615 nt
Organism: Prunus armeniaca (apricot)
Lineage: Eukaryota; Viridiplantae; Streptophyta; Magnoliopsida; Rosales; Rosaceae
Source: the annotation of a GenBank genome assembly